AUGGCUGAUGAUGGGCUUGAAGGGGAUGAAGUUCAUGAAGUAGAUUGUCAAUUGUCUGAAGAGCUAUUUAGGAGUUUAGAGAAUUCUGAUGGAGGGGUGACUGGUUUAAAAAAUGUGAUCCAAGAAAGAAACCUAGAAAAAGAAGGCUUUCAGUUUGUGAUUGGUAUGAUUUUCAAAUCAGCAGAUGAGUUUAAAUGGGUUGUUAAGUAUCAUGAGGCAACUAGAAGAAAAGAUAUCCACUUUAAAAAGAAUGAAGACAGAAGAGUCAAGGUUGUGUGUAGACACAAUGACAUUUGCAACUGGACUAUUUUUGCCUCAAGAAGCAAUCCAAGAAGUCCAUUCCAGGUUAAAACAUAUAAUCCAGAGCACACAUGUGGGGAUCGAGAUGAAAAUAGAACAAUGAAUUCUGAUUUUCUGGCAAAAAUGUACAAAGAUGACUUUAAACUUAACACAGAAUGGGGUAGAGUACAGUUUCAAGAACAUGUUAAGUCAAAGUUGAAAUGCCAAGUUACUGAGCACCAGGCUUAUAGGGCAAAACAAAAGGAAUUGAGGAGAAGUAAUCCUGGAACUUUUGUGAAGAUGAAGGUUGAUGGAGAGUUCACUGUUAAUGGAAGACCAAGGUUUCUAAGACUGUAUAUUUGUUUUGGAGCUUGCAAAGAAGGGUUUUUGAGAAGAUGUAGACCUUUCUUUGGGUUAGAUGGUUGUCAUCUUAAGGGUUGCCAGAAGGGAGGGCAACUAUGUACUGCUGUAGGUCUUGAUGGAGAUAAAGCCUUGUUCCCUAUAGCAUUUGCUAUUGUUGAGGGAGAACUGAAGGAAAGUUGGUCAUGGUUCUUGGAGCAAUUGGAGAUUGAUCUUAACAUUUCAAAUAAUUCCCAUGCUUGGACAAUAAUUUCAGACAAGUAG
Ipomoea nil (Japanese morning glory) is the source of this 903-nucleotide messenger RNA. RefSeq lists its product as uncharacterized. Lineage: Eukaryota; Viridiplantae; Streptophyta; Magnoliopsida; Solanales; Convolvulaceae. The transcript has 2 exons. The record is from RefSeq and is a predicted model, not a curated record. The coding region runs from base 1 to 903 and encodes 300 amino acids.